AUUAGGUACUGCUUGAUGUGUCUCAUGACUUACUGAUCUCCUGUACACUUUCUUUCCUCUCUGCAGGAAUGUCAUCUGAGGAGUUUGUUCGUGGGAUGUUCUACCUGUCGCUCACAGUUGUGGGAGUUCCUAGCAACAUUGCUGUAGUUGUGGCAUUUCUCCUGUUGAUCUACAGAGAGAACCGGCUUCUGGCAGCCGAUGCAAUCAUCCUGCACCUGGCUUGUACCAAUCUGCUAGUGGUAGUUGUACGCUGUCUGAUGGAGACCCUGGCCUCCUUCUAUUUGGCCAAUGUCUUUGGAGACACCGGCUGUAGAAUUGUGAUCUUCAUCUACAGAACCUCCCGUGCCCUCUCAAUCUGGCUCACCUUCCUCCUGAGUGCUUAUCAGUGCUUGAGCAUUGCCCCUCCUGGAUCACGGUGGGCAACUGCUCGUGCCAUUUUAGCCCAAUAUUUGGUCUUUAUAUUCGUUUUCCUCUGGGUUCUCAAUACUACUAUGAGCCAAGCAGCCAUAUUGUUCACAUUCAGUACCAAAAAUAACUUUAGCCUUACAAACAAUGCUGUUAAUGUGCAAUAUUGCCAUGUAAACUUUCCUUCAAAACUAUCAAAAGAGAUCAAUGGGGCACUGCAAGUGGGUAGAGAUGUGGUGCCCAUGGCUCUCAUGACUCUAGCCAGCCUGAUAAUUGUAGCCCUCCUUUACAAACAUAGUCAGCAAGUGAAAGUACUUCGCAGUGGCAGCAGGGGAAGUGGUGGGGCCGAACAGCGAACUGCCAAAGCUGUAGUGGUCCUUGUGACCAUGUAUGUGAUUCUUUAUGGGGUAGAUAAUGGGCUUUGGGUGUACACCCUCACUGUGAAGACAACAAUGAGUUCCUCACUGAUCUCUGACCUGCGUGUGUUUUUUGCCUCACUGUAUUCAGCCCUAAGCCCUCUGGUUAUCAUUGCAUCAAACAGGAAGGUGAAUAGCAAUCUGAGGUGUGCAGCACAGGAGAAACCUGACCUGGAGAAAAGUACAUAUCAGUCUAAGUGA
This is a messenger RNA of Melanotaenia boesemani (Boeseman's rainbowfish), 1022 nucleotides long. RefSeq names its product olfactory receptor class A-like protein 1. Bases 69 to 1022 code for a protein of 317 amino acids. Gene Ontology annotation, biological process: G protein-coupled receptor signaling pathway. Lineage: Eukaryota; Metazoa; Chordata; Actinopteri; Atheriniformes; Melanotaeniidae. The transcript has a single exon. Gene Ontology annotation, molecular function: pheromone receptor activity. Gene Ontology annotation, cellular component: membrane. The record is from RefSeq and is a predicted model, not a curated record.